AUGGAGAUACUACCUACUUCGACGGCAUUGGGUAUACCAAGGAACUGUAACUCAUCUCAAGAAAACACUUCCGAGACGACGACAACAUCAUUACCAGACACUUCAACACCACCAUCAUAUGCAUCCCACCUCUUCCAUGAUAUUCAAGCCUCUCGUCCUGUGAGGUUUAUAGAGUCCUUGAUGGAUUCGGAACUUUUGGCUGACAAUGAAAUUGAACAAAUUGAGCAUUUCAAGUAUAAACAAGGUCUUGAGAGAAAGCUAACAGUGACAUCGGUUAUUGGUUUGGGAUUUUCAGUGAUGGGGGUUCCGUUUGGGUUAUCUUCAACGCUAUGGAUCUCUUUAAUGGAUGGAGCUAAUGUAACAGUGCUAUAUGGCUGGAUUGUUGUCAGUUUGAUGUCUUUAUUUGUGGUGCUAAGUUUGAGUGAAAUCAUAUCAAAGUAUCCCACUGCUGGAGGUGUUUAUCACUUUAGUGCACUUUUAAGUAACGAAAAGUAUUCACUUAUCAGCUCAUGGAUCACGGGGUGGCUACUACUUAUUGGAAACUGGACAUAUGCAAUUAGUAUAAUGUUUUCUGGAUCGCAGUUUAUCUUAUCGAUAUUUGGAUUGAAAGACUUUGUAUACAAGGAAGACAAGUUUUUGGUCUUGGGGGUGUUUUUCAUCAUCUUGGCAUUUGUUGGGUUUAUCAACUUCAAAUUCUCCAAACAUUUGGAAAAGAUCAACAAAGCAUGUAUAUUGUGGACGAUAUAUACAGUGUUGGCAAUCGAUGUAUUGCUCAUAUUCUAUGCCAAAAGGACCAACUCUAUAAAAGAGAUAUUGACCCGAUUUGAUAAUUCUCGUUCAGGCUGGCCAGAUCCACUAGCUUUCAUCGUUGGCUUGCAAAGCUCAUCAUUCACCUUAACUGGGUAUGGAAUGUUAUUUUCCAUUACUGAUGAAGUCAAAAAUCCGGAAAGAAAUAUGCCCAAGGGAGUCAUCAGUGCCAUAUUGAUGGCAUGUUUGACAGGUAUUAUUUUUAUCAUUCCUUUGUUAACGAUAUUACCUGAGCUUGAAUUGUUAUUAGAUGGGGAUAGCAAUAUCAUGCCCAUCGAAAUCAUAUUCAAGCUCUCAACGGAGUCGUACCUUAUAAGUUUUCUCAUGGCCUGUUUGAUGAUUGGAACCGUUAUAUUCCAAAGUAUUGGUUCACUCACUACUGCAUCCAGAAGCACGUUUGCUCUUGCACGUGAUGGAGGUCUACCAAUGGCGCAUUUAUGGACUGAAGUUAAUUCAGUUGAAGAGUAUACGAUUCCACGAAAUGCGUUAUUUUUGUCAAUGAUUGUAUGUGCAGUAUUGUCGCUUUUGUCAUUAAUCUCGAGAUCAGCCUUCAAUGCUUUCAUGGGUGCUGCUGUGGUGUCGUUGGCAGUUGCUAAUGGCAUACCAAUAUUCUUGCUUAUGUUGAACAAGAGACAAAAGAUUAAAGGAGCAGCAUUCAGGUUGAGAAUAUUCGGCUGGUUUGUCAAUGGAGUGUCGGUGAUUUGGAUCGUGCUUUCCAUCUUCAUUCUUUGUGUGCCACCAGUUAUCAAGAACUUGACCUGGCGCAAGAUGAAUUACGCAAGUGUCGUAUUGGUUCUAUUUUUGGGAUUUGCUACUCUAGGUUAUGUAACUUGGGGCUCAAGUUCUUUUACUGGGCCAGAGAUUGAAACGGACUAUUUUGAAUUAAAUAAUUUAGAGGCUCAUGGAAGAAAGAAUUUGGAAAACUUUGUUGUUGGUGAUGAAGAUGAGGAAGAAGAUAGUGGAGAAGAAGAAGUCAGCAAUAUUGAGGGCGAUUUUCUGAAGGAUUUUGAGAGCAAUUAUACGCCUCCUCCAGCCGUACAUAGGAAGAAAACAUAUCAUCUUCUAGAGGGGAGCUCCAAAAACACAUCCAGCAGACUCGGUAGUAAGAACUUACCAAAGUUUAUAACCUCAAACAACUCCAAUGAGGAAGAAUCGAAUGAAAUUUCAACUGAAAGCGACAACGAAGUGUUGUUUGAAGCGCGGGAUGAGUCAAGAGAACAGGUGGCUAAGAGGGCUUAG
This is a messenger RNA of Lodderomyces parapsilosis, 2046 nucleotides long. RefSeq names its product Tpo5p (gene TPO5). Lineage: Eukaryota; Fungi; Ascomycota; Pichiomycetes; Serinales; Debaryomycetaceae. The coding region runs from base 1 to 2046 and encodes 681 amino acids. Gene Ontology annotation, cellular component: membrane. Gene Ontology annotation, molecular function: transmembrane transporter activity. Gene Ontology annotation, biological process: transmembrane transport. The record is from RefSeq and is a predicted model, not a curated record. The transcript has a single exon.